This is a messenger RNA of Coccidioides posadasii C735 delta SOWgp, 1648 nucleotides long. RefSeq names its product ornithine aminotransferase (gene CAR2). The record is from RefSeq and is a predicted model, not a curated record. NCBI's taxonomy places the organism in Eukaryota, Fungi, Ascomycota, Eurotiomycetes, Onygenales, Onygenaceae. Gene Ontology annotation, molecular function: identical protein binding; L-ornithine transaminase activity; pyridoxal phosphate binding. Gene Ontology annotation, cellular component: cytoplasm.
CUUAAAUAGCUCGCUAACGACUGGAUAGCUGCUGAUCUCUUUUGCAGUUCUAUAAACCAGCUAAACCCCCCCGGACCCCGCCAUCGAUCUAUGAUUGACUGGCCUCCCCUCUCUCCUAGCCCUGAACUUCACCUAUCACCAACCCUGUAUUGUCUCUGAUCCAUCCCUAGCCAAUAUUCAGACCUGAAGCUCCCCCUCUCUCUCACUGCUUAGUUCCAACCCUACCCGUCCAACCAUGUCGUCUGCAUACCACGCUUCCUCAACCCAAGCGGCCAUCUCUGCCGAAGACGAGUUCGCUGCACAUAACUACCAUCCGCUCCCUGUCGUCUUUGCUCGUGCAUCCGGAGUGUCGGUCUGGGACCCUGAAGGGCGUCACUACCUUGAUUUCCUCUCCGCCUACUCUGCCGUCAACCAAGGACAUUGCCACCCAGAGCUGGUCAAGGCUCUGUGUGAGCAAGCAGCAACUCUAACUCUCAGCUCUCGGGCCUUCUACAAUGAUGUCUUCCCCAGAUUUGCAGAAUUCGUCACGAACUACUUUGGCUAUGAUAUGGUUCUCCCGAUGAACACGGGCGCCGAAGCCGUGGAAACUGCUAUCAAAAUCGCCAGAAAGUGGGGCUAUAAGGUCAAAGGAAUCCCUCAGAAUGAAGCCAUUGUGUUGAGUGUUGAAAACAAUUUCCAUGGCCGGACUUUUGCUGCCAUUUCCAUGUCCACGGACCCUGAGUCCAGAGACAACUACGGACCUUACUUACCAAACAUUGGAAGUAAAAUCCCUGGAACAGAUAAACCCAUCACAUACAACGACAAGCAAGCGUUGCGUGAGGCCUUCGAGGCCGCUGGCCCUAAGAUCGCCGCUUUCUUGGUGGAGCCAAUCCAAGGUGAAGCCGGCAUUGUGGUCCCCGACGAAGACUACCUUCAGGAAGCCCGUGCUCUCUGCGACAAACACAAUGCUCUCCUCAUUUGCGACGAAAUCCAAACAGGUAUUGCUAGAACAGGAAAACUGCUUUGCCAGGAAUGGAGCGGAAUCAGGGGAGACUUGGUCCUCCUCGGCAAAGCAAUUUCAGGAGGAAUGUACCCCGUCUCAUGCGUCCUGGGGCACAAAGAUGUUAUGCUUACGAUUGAACCUGGCACACACGGCUCGACAUAUGGUGGCAACCCAUUGGGCUGUGCAGUUGCUUAUCGAGCACUGGAGGUUAUUCGUGAUGAGAAGAUGACCGAGCGUGCCGAGAAAUUUGGUAAAAUAUUCCGAGAUGGUCUCAAUGCCCUCAACAACCCCAUCAUCCAAACGGUCCGUGGCCGUGGCCUGUUGAAUGCUAUUGUUGUCGACGAGUCCAAGACGGGAGGCCGCACUGCCUGGGAUCUGUGCAUGAUUAUGAAAGAAAAGGGCUUAUUGGCUAAACCAACUCAUCAAAACAUCAUUCGGUUUGCACCACCAUUGGUGAUCACCGAUGAGCAGAUGAAACAGGCUCUAAGCAUCAUUGAGGAGUCCUUGAAAGAGCUCAAAGCCUGAAAGAAAUAAAUAUUCUCUGAUGCCCAAAGGGAAUAGCAAACAUUAUUGGUUCCAGUAUACUAUACUUGUUGUUUGGAUAGGAUUGGGAUUUCUUUGGCCAAUGAAUGAUGUUCAUGAAAUAUAAUGAUAUACAUGCCCCAA